AUGGCAACCUGGAAACUGCCUGUAAAUAACAUUGAUUCGUUAAAUUUGAACAUGCGUGCAAUACGUCUUCUUGUCGUUCGUGGUGAAAUUCUGUACGAUAAAAAUAGUUCACAUCACGAUGGAUCAAAUCGACAACUUCGACUAGUUCUUAUAGAAAACAAACGCAUGAAUACGAUCAUCGAUCAAGUGACUAUCACAUGUCUAUCGAAAACGUAUUCAUGUCCAUUUGAAUACUGGAUUGAUUCGAUACAUGCGCAACCUUAUGUGAUCUAUCGACUUGAAGCAAUGUCCGUCGAUCGUGAACUAGCCGGUAAAACAUUAAGUCAAUUCAAAUCCAAGACGAAUAAUCCCAUAAAUUUCAAAGCUAUUCUAACAUUUGCCACCAUCAUACGUGAUUAUCGAGUCUCUUAA
This is a messenger RNA of Adineta ricciae, 411 nucleotides long. The record is from the annotation of a GenBank genome assembly. NCBI's taxonomy places the organism in Eukaryota, Metazoa, Rotifera, Eurotatoria, Adinetida, Adinetidae.